AUGACAAGCCAUAUCGAGCCCGCCAGCCUUGCCGCAACGCAGGAUCUUACCAGCCUCGAGGAGCUCUCAAGCGAAACAAUUUGCGAGGCUCUGGCAGCUCGCUACGCGCACGAUGAUAUCUAUACAUACGUGGGUGACAUUCUGGUCGCGCUCAACCCCUUUCGUAACAUCGGCAUCUACAGCGAGGCUGCGCACGCCAACUACACACACACGGCUGGUCGGGAUCUUGCGCCACACAUCUUCGCUUUAGCAGACCGUGCAUACAGUUCGCUGGUCAGCCAGAAUCAAUCGCAGGUGUGCGUCAUCUCCGGCGAAUCAGGUGCCGGCAAAACAGAAACAUCAAAAUACUUUCUGCAGCACGUCAUCUACUUGGCCAAUCACCAACGUCCUGGCGCUGCUGCCUUUCAUGACAUUCAUCACCGCAUCAGCCAAACUUCGCCGAUCCUCGAGGCUUUUGGCAACGCCAGCACAUCAGCCAAUGCCAACUCCAGCCGCUUUGGCAAAUAUCUAGAACUCAAAUUUGACGCCAACUGCGUGCUCGUUGGUGCGACGCUGCGACACUACUUGCUUGAACACAGCCGUACCGUGGCGGGCGUGACUGGCGAGCGUAAUUAUCAUGUUUUUUACUACAUGUAUGCCGGUCUCUCAGCAAGCGAGCGUGCCCAACUGGAGCUGCCUGAUCCCAACCUGCAUCGGUUUUUUGGCGAUGAGGUCCCACGCCUUGACGAUCCGGAGGCGGCAAAGGCUUGGCAAAACUUGCAGAAAUCCUUGCACGACGUUGGGCUAACCCAACACGCCGUCCAUGAGCUGCAGCGCAUUUUGGCAGCUGUGCUGCACACCGGCGAUAUUGUGAUUGAGCAAGACAGCAACGACGAUGCGCAAUUUGACAACGUGGCGACGGUUGGCAGGAUUGCGAGCCUAUUGGGGGUUACCCUCGGCUCGCUGGCAGAAGCUCUCUUGAAGGCCCGCAUUCACAUUCGCGGUGAAACGUAUCACCGUCCACAUACGCAACAUGAAGCCGAACUUGUGGUUGAUGCUCUAGCCAAGGCGCUCUACGGCCAUCUGUUUGCUUGGCUCAUGCAAAACCUGGACACGUUGCUGACGCCCACCCAGCCCGCCACCCGUACAGACCUCGGUAUCGGCAUCCUAGACAUUUUUGGGUUUGAGAAUUUCGAGCGAAACAGCCUCGAGCAGCUGAUGAUCAAUUUUGCCAACGAACGACUUCAAUUUUAUUUCAAUGAGGUCAAGCUCUGCGACAUGUGCAUUGUCUUGCACGAGUGCAGCCGCAUGUACGCCCUCAACAUCUUCAGUAACGAGCUGCAGGAUCUGCAGGCCGAAGGAAUCGGCAUCGACGACCUACAGUUCCAAGACAAUCUUCCCACUCUUCUGCUCUUCUACGGCAACAAACCACAGCCUGGGCUUUUGCAGUUACUGGACGAGGAGUCGCGUUUCACGAGCGCUACGGAUGAAACCCUGGUUGUUAAGCUGAACAACAUCUUGGGAAGUGAUCCAGUCUACCUCACCUGCAAACACGCUGAUCGCUUUGGUGUGCGGCACUUUGCUGGUACCAUUACUUACGAUGUGCAUGGUUUCUUGGCCAAAAAUCGUGAUCCUUUGUCGCCGGCUAUGCUCGAGGUCUUGGCCUCUGGCAGCAACGUGGUGCUGGAGGAUAUGUUUGGACUGGGCAGCGACAAGUUUGCAAACGAAAGUUUGCCUCAGUCGCGAGCCGUGUCUCGUCAAAAGCGACGCUCAAGCUCAGCUGCAUUGCUGCUACCCGCGCCCGGCCGUCGGAGUGGUCGAGCCUCCCAAAGCGGCAGUCGCUAUGACCUUUUACCCUCCCAGCCCUCACAGACCAGGCUUUCAAAUGGCAGCAACGAGGUGGGGACACGACGUGGCUCAGCCAUCAGCUUGCUUAAUUUGAUGCGCCCUCGGCGUUCUUCGUACAACAUUACGACCGCACCUCCUCCUGUGGCUGAGACCGCAAGCGCAACGCGUCGCCAUCUGCAAGCAUCAGGGAGCACCACACUGAGUGGCCGCUUUGCGACCUCUUUGGACGAGUUGAUUGAACGGAUGCAGCGCUGCAACCCGCACUUUGUGCGCUGCAUCCGUUCCAAUGCGGCGUGUGAAGCAAAAGUUUUUGAGCGUGCGCUGGUGUUGAAGCAGCUCAAUUACACCGGUGUUUUAGAGACGACGCGUAUUCGACGUGAAGGCUACUCGCACCGCAUUGUGUUUGCUGAUUUUGUCCGACGCUACCGACACAUUGGCUUUGCCCAUACGACUCAUGUCAAAGCCAACCCUGAGGCUUGUCGUGUGAUCCUGCAGGCUGCUGAGCAGUUCCUUCGGACACAAAAUGAACAGGCCGAGCAACAAAAACGCCGGGCUCUGGCCAUGACGUUCUUCCAAGAGAUGCGUGGUGUGAGCAAAGUCAUCUUUCAAUCGCUAGUUGCACUUGCGGACGCCGAUGGCGAGCGUGUGUCUUUGGUACAGGCUCGCGCCUCCGCCCAUCGUGACCGACAACGACAUAAAGCCAUCAACAAGUUUGAUCGCAAGGACUUUUUCAAGUCAAUCCACAAGUCUCGCCGUGACGUCGAAGGAUGGUGGCUUCGCCAUGAGCACCCACUCGGUAAUCAUUGCGACGCUGAGUUUCAGGUCUAUUCCUGGUUCCAUGGCUUGCUGGAUCGUACCGGGGCUGACCUGCUACUGGAAGAUACGGAGGAUGGCACAUUUCUGGUGCGCGUUUGCCAAGCGUAUCAUGGCUACGCCCUGGCCAUGAGAACACCGACGCGCACACAGCACUUCAAAAUAGAACUGAACACCACGACGCAUUGUUACGCCGUCUCAGGUCACCCAGAAUUGUCAUUCGACAGCUUGAAUAAGCUCAUUCAGCACUUCAAACAGCAGCCCAUCGGCAACUUUGAGCUGAAAGCUGCCUUGGCCUGCCAGCACCCCUAUCAACUUGGUGACUUGGACGUGCGCAUUUGCAACGGAGUCGAUACAUCCCUCACACCUCAAAGCGUGGCCAAGGCUCGCCCAAAGCCGGUCAUUGACAUUCAGGUCGAAACGUCAUUGCCAACACCCCCGCAGCCGUCACCGCGCCCCUCGCUUGCAAAAACAGAGCCUGUUGUCCAAAACACUUUGACCACAUCGGUGCCGACUCCAGGUCCCAAUUUCCGCCCCGAGUCCGAAUAUCAGGUGCCCGUGGGGGUGGGUUCACCGCCCUCGGCUACCACACCGCCUCCGGCUGUGACACCACCCAUACCUGGGCCCGUCUCAACGCUACCCGGGAUCAACUUGCUGGCAGUUGGUGGAGUUUCAACGCCUCCCAAUGUUGACGUACGGCAAUUGCGUGCGCUGGGGGGCAUCAUCGAAUUUGAUCCCAGCAAGUAUCAAGCUGCCGGGCCACCUAUGCCUGAGACGAUGUACCUGGACACAAGCUGUCCCAAGCCCCAGUGGCUACGUGGCCGAAUCAGCCGUUUUGAUGCCGAGCGCGAACUGCGCCACCGCAUGCACUUGGACGGCAUCUUUCUUGUGCGUGAAAAGGCUGUCACGGAAACGCAGGCUGUCUUUGCCCUUUCCCUGGUUUACGGUCGCCAAAUCGAGCAUCACCUCGUGAUCAAGACUCGCGAUGGCCCGUGGCUGCUAGACAACUACCCGACGGAGCAAAUGGGCAACCUCAACCAAUUUGUUGACGCGUUGAGCACUGUCAAGGAUCCUGGACUCAUUUGCCUCUUGCGCCCCUUACUGUGGAGCCUGCCACCUUCAACGCACUCGCGCUCGUCCUUUGCUUCCGACGUGCCCAUGUCGGGCAUACCGUCCCCUGAUUCCCCCGCUGCGAGUCGAGCGCUGCCAUCCAUUCCUCACGAAGCGGUGGCUGGAGAGCCCCUGGGUAUUUCGAUCAUGCCCUCGCUCUCAGCUUUUGAUCGCUAUAGCACGGAGCAGGUGGUUCAAUGGCUCAACAUGCAUGACCUGCAUCGCUUUGCCGGUCAAGUUCGACGAAAGCACAUCACCGGUCAUCGGUUGCGUAAUAUGAGCGAUACAGCCCUUGCUGAGCUCUUUGGGGAUGAUGACAGCCUUCUUCACAUCGUGGAACUAUUCAGUCGCAUGGCUAAUCAGCACGACUCGGAAAGCCCACCCGUACCAGCCCCUCGAUUAUCGUUGGGAGUCAACAGCAACGGCUCGACAUCAUCAACAGCCGCGCGUGCAUCUGCACAGGAGCGAAGAAGCACUAUUUUGACCACCCAGCAACCCCACGUCUUUGUGCCCAAACGUGGCUUCCUGCGCGCCCACCCUGCAGUCCGUCUGCGCCGUAUGUGCCGCAAGGGAAAUCUGCGCGGCAUUGAAAAGUGGCUGUCGCAUUUUCCAAACAUGGACGUGGACUCGAUUGAACAGGAGGGCGAUUGGAAAACGCCUCUUUUCGUAGCAGCAGAAAACGGGCAUCUUGAGGUGGUCAAGUUACUAUUGGCCCGGGGAGCAAAUCCCUUCAAGCUCUCGCAGCACCGAUUAACAGCUAUGCGAGCUGCCUUGAACAACAACUUUACAACCGUGGCCAGCGUGCUGCGUGAUGCCAUGCAGGCGGAGCGUGCAGCACUAUUGCCACCACCACCGGUGCCAAAGCGCACAUCUCUGGCUGAGGGAAUGCCCACGAGGCAGCCGGCCCGACCCUGGUCCUCCACCGAGUCUGCGGACGACUGCUAUGUCGCGCCCCACAGCGUCUCGACCAUCAUGGAAAGAAAGGAGGAAGAAGAAGCUACAAGUCGCUUGAGUUCGCCCGUGCCCCCUUCACCGCCUGUUCGAAACUCAGUGGGUCGACCAAUGAGCAGAGAAAGCAACAAAAGUGCACUGGCCCUGGUGCAAAAUUCGGGCUCUCGCCUGUCCAUACCUUCAUCGUCAGCGCCCUCGGACGGAACGGCCAGCAGGCGAAUGAGUCGUGAUCUCCGUACGCCACCGGUCGUGCCCCCGCGUCGGCGACGGCGUAGUUCCAAUUCAGCCACUCCUGCGGAAUCGCCCGCACAUUCGCCCGUGCCUCCCAGUAAAAAUGACCUACGAUUGCCCACGGUGGCGGCCCGCCCCUUCAACGCAUCAGAUUCCGAGGUCAACAAGCCGUGUUUAUCAGACCCCAUCCCCCCGUCUCUCGGACUCGGUGCUAGCAGCUUCUUAUCCAAUUCAGUGCCUUCAGUCCCGCCACGCGUGGCGGGAAUGAUGGGUGCCCCAGACGAUUGCACACGGGAUUCUGGAUACGUCGAUACUCGCGAGGCGCGAGCUGCAAGUCGACAAGCCAGCUUGCCAUGA
This is a messenger RNA of Monosiga brevicollis MX1, 5289 nucleotides long. RefSeq lists its product as uncharacterized. The transcript has 27 exons. The record is from RefSeq and is a predicted model, not a curated record. Bases 1 to 5289 code for a protein of 1762 amino acids. Lineage: Eukaryota; Choanoflagellata; Craspedida; Salpingoecidae. Gene Ontology annotation, molecular function: cytoskeletal motor activity; ATP binding; protein binding. Gene Ontology annotation, cellular component: myosin complex.